This is a messenger RNA of Ceutorhynchus assimilis (cabbage seed weevil), 954 nucleotides long. The record is from the annotation of a GenBank genome assembly. NCBI's taxonomy places the organism in Eukaryota, Metazoa, Arthropoda, Insecta, Coleoptera, Curculionidae.
AUGGACGCUUUUCAUAUCUUCGCAUUUGCGUUUUCGUUGUGUUUUGUCUCAGUAUUUGCAUCAACCAGAAUAGUCAAUGGUACUGAUGCUUUAGAGGGUGAAUUCCCUUUUGCGGUUUCCCUUAGACACAACUCCAGGCAUACUUGUGGAGGGACCAUUUUAAAUGAAAAAUACAUUUUAAGUGCAGCCCAUUGCGUUUGCAAUGAUAAAAGGUACGGAUUUGAACCGUUUGGGUGGUUGUUCAGUCCGAGAAAUAGCAGCGCUUAUUCGAUCCAAUACGGCUUGAACGAAAUCACCACCGAAGCCACGAAUGUUGUUAACGUUAAAAAAAUCAACUGUCACAAUUUCGACUCGGAUAAGUUGAUAUUCGAUUGUGCUGUUUUAGAGUUGGAAUCUCCCUUACCCGACGACGGAUCUUGGAAGCCAGUAACAAUAUCAAAGGAUUUCGAUACUAAAAGCCCUCAAACUGGUAUUAUUAUUGGCUGGGGAAAAACGGCCCAAGACGCACCAUUAUCGCGAAAACUGCAAAAAUUGCAAGUAGACAUUUUUGACGAUGAAACGUGUGCAGCCGCCAUGGACAACACUCACCAUAUUUGCUUUGGAGCUAUGAACGGCGGAGCUUGCAAUGGCGAUUCCGGAACAGCUCUUCUAGUAGAUAACCAGCAAGUAGGAAUAGCUUCAUUUAUAACAAACAAAUGCGGAAUAGCUACUAAAAAGCAUCCGAACGUUUAUUCCCGAGUGCCAACCUAUUUCGAUUGGAUUUCGAAUAUCAUGGCCAGACAGGAUAAAGAAGAAAAACAGGACGAAGAAGCCAGACGACAACAAGAAAAACAAGACGAAGAAGCCAGACGACAACAAGAAAAACAGGACGAAGAAGCCAGACGACAACAAGAAAAACAAGACGAAGAAGCUAAACGACAACAAAAGAAACAAGACGAAGAGGCCAGACGAUAA